CCGCGAAGAUUUUUAGCGCUUGAUUUUUUCUUCUUCCUUUCCAACCCCUCGUAGCAGUUUUGAGAGAAACUGCAGCGCGAGGGACAGGACGACGGCACCAGUGGUGCCUCUCUAUUCCGGCUACGAUGCCUGCUUCCUGGGCUGGUCAUCUAGCUUCUGUCGGACCUCGACCGCCCCGGCGCGACGGUCUCGGCGACACGCUUUACUUUCGGUGUGCGUGGCAGACCGUUGCGCUCGCUUGGUCAUUCGUUGAUGUUACUCACGAUGGCCAACAGUCUCGUCGCUGAUGAAUACUGCUGGGUAGCGCUCACAUGUCUUGAUGUUGACAAGCUCAUGCCCCUUGGUGAACAGUCUAUCUUCUUGAUCGAUGCAUACAGCUCUGUUCUGCAUGUGACUUGUGAUCCUCUGAUGCUCCAACUGAUUCGUAACUUGGUCGCCGUACCAGCUUGAUUCUUGGUGCAUCCUAGCCAUCUGACAUCAGUGAACACUCAGUGAGCCUAGCUUGCAGCCAAUCGUCGCCGUGAACGCCGUAGGUAGACAUGGGCGCAGGUAAGUUAUGCGGUGACAUCUGGUAAGUACUAUAGAUCUCGCAUCCAACAAAAGAUACCUCUCGAUCAAUAAACUAGUCUUUUCCGAGUCGAUGGACUCGCCAAACGAUAUAUUCCGAUUAAUGUGA
Gaeumannomyces tritici R3-111a-1 is the source of this 676-nucleotide messenger RNA. RefSeq lists its product as hypothetical. The transcript is spliced from 7 exons. The record is from RefSeq and is a predicted model, not a curated record. Bases 253 to 450 code for a protein of 65 amino acids. Lineage: Eukaryota; Fungi; Ascomycota; Sordariomycetes; Magnaporthales; Magnaporthaceae.